Messenger RNA from Magnolia sinica, 1796 nucleotides. RefSeq lists its product as uncharacterized. The coding region runs from base 401 to 1339 and encodes 312 amino acids. The record is from RefSeq and is a predicted model, not a curated record. NCBI's taxonomy places the organism in Eukaryota, Viridiplantae, Streptophyta, Magnoliopsida, Magnoliales, Magnoliaceae. The transcript has a single exon.
CUCUCACCGUAUCAUCUCCCAUCACCUGCGGACUACCAUUUCUUCCUUUACUCGUGGCUAUUUUCCACUUUCUCAGAAAAACACUACAGCUCGUUCGACUAGUUUUUCCCCCACUAGCUCGCCUCUCCCUCUAUCCAGAUAAAAAGCACACCAAAAACCCCUCUGAUAAUAAAUGCUUACAGCGUACAAGUUAAAAAAAAAAAGCAAUCCGAACGAAAAAGUCUAUCUUUCUAUUUUAUUUAAGAGACGCUUGCCCGUCGUUUUCAAUACCCUCAGCUCAUAGGAAGAGGCGAAGACAUGCAACCAAAACCGUCGGUUCGAAUAUCUAAACCCCAUAUAUCUCUCGCUCUGUGUCUCCCUUAUUUCCCCUUUCCCUUUCCUGUCCCGCAUAUACACCGAAAUGAAAGAAGAACACUGCCCUCAUCCCCAUCAUCAGCAUCCAAGAAGGCUCCUUCACCUCAUCUUCUCCCCUAAGCUAUUCACCAAAGCAACGGUGUAUAUCCUCCUCCUCACCCUCUCCUACGCCUUCGGCUUCUUCUCCGCUUCCACUGCCCUAACCAAACCCUCUCCUGAUUUCAAAACCCCCCGCAGACCCGACAAUUCCGACUCUCUGAACCCGAACCACGACCUCUUCCGGUUCAACACCCGGUGCGCAGACCCGGUCCCGUCCAAGUUCGUCCGUCAGACGAUCCUCGACCGGGUCUAUAACGGCACGUCCCCGUUCGAUGGCUUCCCACCUCCGCAUGCCGCCCCCCUCCUUCGUGAGAAGCGGAUCAAGGGAUGGGGCUCGACCGGCGCCGUCUUCGAGAACCUUAUCCGGAAGGUGCAGCCGCGGACGAUCGUUGAGGUCGGCACCUUCCUGGGUGCGUCGGCGAUCCACAUGGCCGAAUUGACCCGCCGACUCGGUCUGAAGACUCAGAUCCUCUGUGUCGACGACUUCCGCGGCUGGCCCGGUUUUCGCGGCAGAUUUCGGGACUUGAAGAUGGUGAACGGGGAUGUAACGCUCAUGUACCAGUUCAUGCAGAACGUGGCGCACGUUAACGCGACGGAGAUUGUGCUGCACGUGCCGCACUCGAGCGCGUCGGCCCUGGCCAAGAUGUGUGAGUGGGGCGUGUAUGCCGACCUGAUCGAGGUGGACGCGGGCCACUAUUUCCACUCAGCGUGGGCAGAUAUCAACCGUGCAUAUGCAAUCUUGAGGCCCGGCGGGGUGUUGUUCGGCCACGAUUACUUCACCGCGGAGGAUAAUAGAGGCGUGCGCCGGGCGGUCAAUCUGUUUGCUAAGGCCAAGGGGUUGAGGGUAGAAAUUGACGGAGAGCAUUGGGUCAUCGCUUCGCGUUAGGUCGGGGUCGCGUCUAAUGUGCGCUUGGGGGCGGAUGUAAAGAAAUUUAAUUUUAGUCGAAUGUAUAAUAGAUUAUACAUGGUACAUAAGAUGUAUGUGAGAUAUGAAUAAGAGGAGUAAUAAAGGAGACGGUGGCAUCGCUGGAUUGGUGUUGUCCGGAGAACACAGAACUGGUCGCCUACAACGGGCUGUAGGCUUAGUUAACCUACGAUCCGUUAUUUUGACAGACAUUUUGUAUCUGUACCCAUCCCAUAGCUUUGAAGGGCGAAAUUGGAAAUAAAAAUUUAUUGAUUUUGUGGAAAAGGAACGUACCGUACGAACGAUUUAUCGAUUGUUGGAGUGACAUUCAAAGACAAAGAGAGAGGAUUUGUACUGUGUUGCAAAUAGUCGGGAUUUGUGCCAAGCAGAGGAUCCGGAUUCGUUUUCUUUUCUUUUGCACGAGGCACUUCUCAUUUUC